Messenger RNA from Paramuricea clavata, 510 nucleotides. The record is from the annotation of a GenBank genome assembly. NCBI's taxonomy places the organism in Eukaryota, Metazoa, Cnidaria, Anthozoa, Malacalcyonacea, Plexauridae.
AUGUGUGGAGACAUAGAUUCUUGCCCUGGGCCACAAGUAGAUGAGAUAAGAUGUGUACCGAAAUUGAGUACUCUACUGGAUCAAGGAGGCUUGAAGAUAUUUCAUCAAAAUGUGAGGGGUCUUUUCUCGAACAGACUUUAUCUAACAGAGUUGUUUCAGAACUUUAAAGGUAUUGAUAUUUUAACGUUAAGCGAAACCCAUAUAACAGAACAAGACCCUGAGUCACUUUUUGAGAUCCCUGGCUACACAUUUGUUAGUAACUAUAGAAAAACGGGCAAGGGCGGUGGUGUAGCGGCUUAUAUUUCGAACAAUAUUGUGUGGGAGCGCAGACAAGACCUGGAAAACGAAGUUGUUGAAUCUAUUUGGAUUGAGAUUACACUUAAGCAUGGAAAGAAUAUUCUGAUAGGAAUAUUUUAUCGGCCUCCAGACAGUUCAAAAUAUCUACAUCGGGAUUUUAACAAUACCUUUAAUGAGGUAUUGUCAUCAGUAAGCUCUGAGCCAAGUGAAUAG